This is a messenger RNA of Tupaia belangeri chinensis (Chinese tree shrew), 1191 nucleotides long. RefSeq names its product glomulin, FKBP associated protein (gene GLMN). Gene Ontology annotation, cellular component: cytoplasm. NCBI's taxonomy places the organism in Eukaryota, Metazoa, Chordata, Mammalia, Scandentia, Tupaiidae. Gene Ontology annotation, molecular function: ubiquitin-protein transferase inhibitor activity. The record is from RefSeq and is a predicted model, not a curated record.
ACGAGAUCUGGUCGCAUUGAAACUGAGGGGAAAAAACUAGGAAUGGCUGUGGAGGAACUUCAAUCCAUAAUAAAGAGAUGUCAAAUCCUAGAAGAGCAAGAUUUUAAAGAGGAAGACUUUGGCCUAUUUCAAGUAGCAGGCCAAAGAUGCAUAGAAGAAGGACAUGUAGACCAGCUGUUAGAAGUUAUUCAAAAUGAAAAUAAUAAGGUCAUCAUUGAGAGUAUGGGCUGGAAUCUUGUUGGUCCUGUUGUUCGAUACCUUUUACAGAAUGAUAAAGAAGAUGAUAAACGGAAAGAUUAUUUGCUGAUGCUUGAUUUUUUGGUAAAGUUAUGUAAACCAAAGGAAUUAUUGUUGGGUUUGCUUGAACUGAUUGAAGAGCCUUCUGGAAAACAGAUAUCCCAGGUUAUACUUCUUCUACUUCAGCCAUUACAAACAGUGAUUCAGAAACUUCCUAACAACAAGGCAUAUUCAGUUGGGUUAGCACUGUCUACCCUUUGGAGUCAGCUAUCUCUACUUCCUGUUCCAUACUCAAAGGAGCAGAUACAAACAGAUGAUUAUGGCCUUUGUCAGUGUUGCAAAGCCUUAAUAGAAUUUACUCAACCAUUUGUGGAAGAAGUCAUUGAUGACAAAGAAAAGUCACUAAAAAAAGACAAUGAAAAGUUAAAGGAUGAAUUACUAAAAUUUUGUUUGAAAAGCUUGAAAUGCCCUUUGCUGACAGCACAAUUUCUUGAACAGUCUGAAGAAGCUGGAAAUGAUCCUUUAAGGUGUUUUGCAUCUGAAAUAAUAGGUUUUUUAUCAGCGAUUGGGUACCCUAUCCCCAAAAUGAUUUUUAAUCAUGGAAGGAAAAAGAGGAUUUGGGAUUACCUUGAAUUUGAAGAAGAAGAAGACAAACAAUUAGCAGACUCUAUGGCUUCUCUGGCAUAUCUAGUGUUCGUACAGGGCAUUAGCAUGGAUCAACUUCCAAUGGUUUUAAGCCCAUUGUAUCUUUUACAGUUAAAUAUGGGGCAUAUAGAAGUCUUUUUGCAAAGAACAGAAGAGUCUAUUUUCUCCAAAGGAUUGGAUCUGCUGGAGAAUGGUUUAUUACGGCUAGAAGACCACAGUCUACCUUAUCAGUACUUAGAAAUCAAGAGUUUUCUUACUGUACCUCAGGGCUUAGUCAAAGUAAUGACACUUUGCCCCAUUGAGACAUUG